CAAAGAAAAGGGAAAAGCACACAGAGUCACAGAGGCGUGUCCCUCCCACAAGCCCAAAGGCAAACAACACACGCCGUCUCCUCAAUCUCCCCAAAGUCCAUUCCACUUGCCACUCUCCAAUUCCAACACAAACACUCACUACCUCUGUUUAAAAUAUAUAGAACAAAUUCCAAGCCUUUAAGGUACUUCGUCUUUUGUCUCACACCACCCACAUGGCUCUUCUUCACAAGCUCGCACCUUUUUCCUCUCUCCACUCACCCUUCACCGGAAAGCCCCAUUUUUCUCACACCACCCACAUGGCUCUUCUUCACAAGCUCGCACCUUUUUCCUCUCUCCACUCACCCUUCACCGGAAAGCCCCAUUUUUCUCCUCCCCGCCGCCACCUCGUUUCCUUCUCCGCCUCACCCUUCACGGAGAAGCACUCCCUAGAGAGGUACCAGAGGGAUCAAUGGGUGUACGAGGAUAAUCAGACGAUGUCGCUUCCUCCCCCUUGCGACUCGGGAUCCGUGAGGGAGGAAGAUAUAGCCCUGCAGCUGCCGGAGCUGAAGAAGCUGCUGGAGGUGCUGAGGGAGAAGAGGGAGAGUGAGGGGAAGUGCAGUGGAGGAGAGUGUGUGCCAGGGAAUGUGUUCUUGGUGGGGACCGGACCUGGGGACCCUGAGCUUCUCACUCUCAAGGCUGUGAGAGUAAUUAAGAGUGCUGAUUUGUUGCUGUAUGACAGGUUGGUGUCCAAUGAUGUGCUGGAUUUGGUUGCCCCUCAGGCCAAGCUUCUCUAUGUGGGAAAAACUGCUGGAUACCAUAGUAGAACACAGGAGGAAAUACAUGAGCUUCUUUUGAAUUUUGCAGAAGCUGGGGCAACUGUUGUGAGACUUAAAGGGGGUGAUCCAUUGGUGUUUGGGAGGGGUGGAGAGGAAAUGGACUUUUUGCAACAGCAAGGUAUCCAAGUCAAAGUUAUUCCAGGUAUAACUGCUGCAUCUGGAAUAGCUGCAGAGUUGGGAAUACCAUUAACUCACCGAGGCAUUGCAAAUAGUGUGAGAUUUCUCACAGGGCAUUCAAGAAAAGGAGGAUCUGAUCCUCUCUUUGUUUCAGAAAAUGCUGCUGAUUCUGAUUCUACCUUGGUGGUUUAUAUGGGCUUGUCGACCUUCCCUUCACUUGCACACAAGUUAAUGCUUCAUGGUCUGUCCCCUCAGACCCCGGCUGCAGCCAUUGAGAGAGGGACAACACUUCAGCAGCGCACAGUGUUUGCUGAACUAAAAGACCUUUCUGAGAAAAUAACAUCUGCUCAGCUGGUGUCACCAACACUGAUUAUAGUAGGAAAAGUUGUUGAACUAUCCCCAUUUUGGCCAGCUUCUACAAAAGAAGAAUCAUGUUUAAUGCAGACAUGAGGGAUGAUGUUGUUGAGAAAUAUUACUGUGAUGUGAAGCUUGGUGGAAAUGAAGGGUUACCUUGUUGAGGGUUGAUUUAGCAUGAGCUUGCACAUAAAAAGGGGUGAUGAUGAUUUUGAUUGAGAUCUAUGGAGGAUGCCUGGGAAAGAAGGUAAAUAAAGCUAUCUGAUGUUUAUGGAAAUGCAGAACUUCUGCCACACAGUCUUGGGGGUAUCAAUUGGAUUGAUUGGCUUUGGCAGGAACUGUUUCAGAACCAAUUUUGAUUUUUUCAUGUUCAAGAUUGGGAAUAAAACAAAAUGAUACACAGAUUCACUCUCACUUUUAUGAAGAAACACACUGAUUCCCAUAGCUGCUGUUAUCUUGAUCAGUGAUAACUUGGUCAUUGGAGGAAAAUUUGUGUUAUAGCCUUAGCUUUUUAGAAUCUUUCUUUCAAGAAGAAAUGUGGAGAUGGGUUUCAUCAAGUGCUAAUGUUGCUGUUAUUCAGAACCAUUGAUUGUAUUUUUCAUUCAUUGUUCUUGUCUGUUGAUGUUAAAGAUACUGACUUCAUCAUGUGACCUUGAUGGUUGUAAGAAUUCAGUUUUGGUUUACUGAAUUCAAAAUCAUAUACCUGGUGGUAUUCCUGUAACCAAAAGAUAAGGUUUUAUUUUGAGUUUUUGAACAACCUUGUAAAUUAUUCACUGAAUUAUUUCUUCUAUGGGAUUUCUAAAUUAAAAAAUCCCAAGUACUUCACAUCAUGAGCAUAACAAAGGAAGAAUAUGUUUCGUUUUUGUCCCAAUGUAAAAUAAUCGAUCAAUGAAUACCUCUUGAAUUUA
Messenger RNA from Vigna unguiculata (cowpea), 2194 nucleotides. It is a transcript of the gene UPM1, whose product is annotated as urophorphyrin methylase 1. Gene Ontology annotation, biological process: siroheme biosynthetic process. NCBI's taxonomy places the organism in Eukaryota, Viridiplantae, Streptophyta, Magnoliopsida, Fabales, Fabaceae. The record is from RefSeq and is a predicted model, not a curated record. Gene Ontology annotation, molecular function: uroporphyrin-III C-methyltransferase activity.